Blepharisma stoltei is the source of this 1912-nucleotide messenger RNA. The record is from the annotation of a GenBank genome assembly. NCBI's taxonomy places the organism in Eukaryota, Ciliophora, Heterotrichea, Heterotrichida, Blepharismidae.
AUGGGAAAGAAUAACCUUGGACAAUUUCUGAUUGGGAUGGGUGAAGGUCUUGGGCUUGUUCUCCUAAGUAGCAUUCAAUCAUAUGGGGCGUUUCUAGUUUUAAUUUUUAGCACCCUCUAUUUCGUGAUAAAAGAAAAAGCUUGGGAAAUUCCAAGUGAAACAUUCACCACAUCCUCAGUAUUUUCUACUCAGAUUUUUAAGAUUUUUAUUGGUGCCUUUUUCAAGCUUUCUUCUAUUAUCCUUCUUAUCCAAAUCGCUUCAGACUCUCCAGUUCUGUAACACUUAUUCAGUGCAUUAGCGUCACAGCCUGCAUACAUUUCAUUUAAUGGCCUUUUAGCUGUAAUCCAACACAUCAGACCUUUGACAGAAAUUACGGCGACUGCGUUUUUGCUAUUUUUUAUUAGUGCCAUAGGAAUUUGUUUUCAAUUUUCAGUUCUGCAAGGCCUAAUGGCAAUUUCCUGGUCACUUAUUCGAAAUUUCCAACACAAUUUAGCCUCAUCAAUGCAGAAAAACCAAAUAAAAUACAACUCAUACUCCAAUAUAAUCGCAACUUUUGCUGCAGCAGGGUAUUAUGCUAUUAAAUUUGUGAUACCUUCUGAAGCAGAGGCUGCUGAACACUGCACUGGAUGCAUGCUGCAAACUUUUAUUUUUAGUGCGGCCGCGGCGUAUUUUGUGGUAUUUUUGCCUAGUUCUUUAUUACACAGACAGCCAACUGAGCAUAUUUUACAGUUAGGCUACUUAGCGAUCUUUAUAGGUGCUUUUUCAGUUUUUGUGUUUAAUGGGUUUUACAUUGUGUAUCUCAUUAUAAAUCAAAUUAUUUUAUACUAAUUUUAAUUAAAUAGGUUAUAUUUUGGUAUAAAUUAUAGCCUAAAAUAAAUAAAAAAAUAAAAUAUAUGCUGUUUUUAUGAUAAAUAGAUCCAAUUAAUAAAAAAUAUUCCUCCAUCGUUAUCAGACUCAAGAAAAUCUUCCUUUAAUGACCGAUUCUCAGUCAGGCUUAAUUAUGCACAUUUGUUCACAGCGUGAUUCAAGACGAUUAUCUUUAUUUUUAAUGUAAAAUUUACACAGGAUCAAUUUAUUAUUUAUGUUUGUAGAAGCAGCAUAUGGAUACUGGUGCAACUCAUUAGGCUUGAUUUCUGACUCAAUUCACAUGUGCUUUGACUGCACAGCUUUAGCUAUAGGUUUAUAUGCUUCUUAUGUAUCAAAACUGCCCCCAGACGCAGAAAAUCCUUAUGGCUACGUGCGUUAUGAAGUGCUAUCAGGCUAUAUCAAUGCAAUAUUUUUAAUAUUUGUAGGUAUUCUCUUUUACUAAAUUUUCAUUAUUUUGAGGCAAUAUACUAAAAAAAUCCAUAUUUAGUUAAAAUUUGAUAUGAAUAUUUUUAUCGAAAGCAUUGAGAGAAUUAUGGAGCCUCCAGAAAUCCAAACAGAAAUGCUUAUCCUCGUUUCUGUGCUAGGUCUACUCGUUAAUAUGAUAGGACUUUUCUUUUUCCAUGACCAUGAAGGCGACAACAGCAAUCUAGAAGGAGUUUUCUUACAUAUUUUGGCUGACACAUUGGGAAGCGUCGGGGUGAUUAUUUCGUCUAUUUUUGUGCACAAUUGGCAGUGGUAUAUCGCAGAUCCGAUUUGCUCUCUUAUUAUUUCUAGUCUAAUAUUUUUAAGUGUAGGUGGAUUGAUAAAACGAUCAAUUCAAAUGCUGCUGGAGCAAGAUAUUGAUGGAAAAUCAAAGAAAAUCAGGUCAAAAAUAGCUGAAAUUGAAGGAGUGGAGACUAUUGAAAAGGUCGCUUAUACAAAUUUGGCAGGAGAUCAGCAUAUCGCGAUGGUUUGGAUUAAAGCAAAAAUUGGCGCAAACCCGAUAGAAAUAACACAAGCCUGUAAAGAGUUUUUACCAAGCUGGAAUUCUGUUCAAGUAACAUAA